Molecule: messenger RNA, 1600 nt
Organism: Pelmatolapia mariae (spotted tilapia)
Lineage: Eukaryota; Metazoa; Chordata; Actinopteri; Cichliformes; Cichlidae
Gene: ift38
Product: clusterin associated protein 1
Exons: 14
Coding region: 136-1461 (441 amino acids)
Biological process (GO): cilium assembly
Cellular component (GO): cilium; centrosome; intraciliary transport particle B
Source: RefSeq, a predicted model, not a curated record
GUAUUGAGCUUCCGUAGAAGAUUUUGGUUUCCAUAGAGACCGUCUCUCAUAGCGGCCACCGAUCACUUAGCUUGGAACAACUAGAACAGAGGACAAAGUGGUCUAAGCUUUGGCGCACAGUGCAAUCAGCUGAAAAUGUCUUUCCGAGAUUUAAGAAAUUUCACAGAAAUGAUGAGGGCCUUGGGCUAUCCUCGCUUGAUCUCUAUGGAGAACUUCAGGACUCCAAAUUUCUCUCUUGUGGCAGAAAUCCUGAAAUGGCUUGUGAAGAGAUAUGAACCUCAGAGUGAUGUUCCUACUGAUGUGGACACAGAAGCUGACAGGAUAUUCUUCAUCAAGGCUGUGGCCCAGUUCAUGGCAACAAAGGCUCACAUCAAGCUGAACACUAAGCGUCUCUACCAGGCUGACGGCUAUGCAGUGAAAGAGAUGCUGAAGAUCACCUCAGUCCUGUACAGUGCUAUGAAAACCAAGCAGAUGGCUCUGGGAGACAAAGUUGAGCAGGACAACAACAAGUUCAAGUUUGACCUUGGCUCUCGGAUUUCAGAUCUUAAAGCAGCUCGGCAACUGGCGUCCGAGGUCACGUCCAAAGGAGCAUCCUUAUAUGACUUACUGGGGAAGGAGGUGGACUUAAGGGAAAUGAGAAGUGCAGCCAUUGCCAGACCUCUGGAGAUCACUGAGACUGAAAAGGCCCUGAGAGCUGCCAUCAAGGAGGUUUUGAAAAGUGUGGAUAAGACCAAAGACAUGCUGAAUAACGUUGUUUCCGAUGAGGCCACUCUGGAUGGCAAGAUAGAAAAGAAGAAACAGGAGUUGGAGAGGAAUCGGAAAAGGCUCCAGACCCUGCAGAGUGUCAGACCAGCGUUCAUGGAUGAAUACGAGAAGAUCGAGGAAGAUCUGCAGAAACACUAUGAGACCUACGUGGAGAAGUUCAGAAACCUCUCCUUUCUGGAGUCUCAGCUUAAUGAGUACCACAGACUGGAACAGGAGAGGUUUGAGGAAGCUGAAAACACUCUGAGGUUAAUGCAGAACAAACUGAGAGAAGAGGAAAGGGAGCUGAUGAAGAGUUCCUUGAAAGACGAGGACUCGGACAUAGACGUUCCCGAGGAUGAAGGUUCAGACAGUGACAUGGAGGAACUGCGUCCCGCUAAGCCACAUCUCACUCGAAACGGCCUCAUGACAGGCAGAGGAGCACGUUUCAUCGGGAACAUGCAGGGUGGUGACAGUGAUGAGGCCCUUUUAGCUGUUUCCAGAACAUCAUUCCCCCAUAAGAAAAAACACCGGAAAGGAAAGACUGAAGAUAGUGAGAUUGAUGUGGACGAGGAUGAUGAGGAAGAUGACGAAGGUGAGGAGGAGGAGAGCAAGGAUUUGGAGGACGAGAGCUUGGAUGACCCCAUAUCCAGGGGUCCUCGACCCUCAAGAGGGGGUAUGAGGCCCCCCCUGCUUGAGGAAAGCGACAAUGACUUCUGAAUAAAGAACACUCACACAUGAUGAGCUCCAGCUAUGUUUUUAUUCCAGCUCUAGUUAGACCGUCCAAGAAAUAUGCAUUACUGUUUCACAGCGUGCUGUUUUUGAAUCUUUAUUGUCAAUAUAGUUCAUGUUCUUUGAU